Messenger RNA from Nematocida parisii ERTm1, 1168 nucleotides. RefSeq lists its product as uncharacterized. Gene Ontology annotation, molecular function: phosphatase activity. The record is from RefSeq and is a predicted model, not a curated record. The transcript has a single exon. Gene Ontology annotation, biological process: dephosphorylation. Lineage: Eukaryota; Fungi; Microsporidia. The coding region runs from base 1 to 1152 and encodes 383 amino acids.
AUGAAAUUACAAUUAGAAUAUGUGCAUUUAGUACAUCGGCAUGGAGAAAGAACCCCUUUAAUGUUUGGACCGCACAAUACAACAAAAUGGAACAUGUGCCAUAGAGUCUCACAGAUAGAUUACACAAUUCCUAAAAAACAUCCAACACUAUUUGAUAAGAUUAAAGGCGUGUUAAGCUAUAUGCACAUGGGCACUGCCCGUCCUCUCCGAUUCAAAAUUAUGCAAAACUCUGGGAGACAGUUCAACUGUGCCCCUGGCCAACUCACAGACACAGGGCGCGCAAAUCUUUUUGGUUUAGGUGAGUGGUUUAGAAAGAAGUAUGUUGAAGAUAAAGGACUAAUCAGCGCGCAUUUCAAUAACAAGGAGUUUAAUCUGCGAUCAACAAACUUCCAAAGGACUCUUGAAAGUCUCCAGUCUCUAAUGCAGGGAAUGUACAAAAAUUCUUCUGAGCCUAUGGAUGUGACUGUAGUGGACUUAACACAGGACUCAUUAACAAGUAAUAAGCACUGCCCGCGCUUAAAAGCACUGAAGGAUGCAUCCCACCAAAGCAUUAAGAAGAUGUUUGAGCCAGAAAGCAAUAAAAUACGUAACUACUUUACAAAGAAUCACUCUAAAUUCUUUGCCUCUCUCAGCCCGUACGCAAUAUAUGAUCUAAUAGUAAGCAGCCGGGCACACGGAUUUACUGAGUUCUUGCGGGUGCCUAAGUCAAUUAUGUCUUCUUUGGAAAACUACUCUGUACAGCUAUGGUUUAACCACUUAAACACUAAGGAGGCACUUUCUCUUAACACAGGAAACCUGUUAAAGGAAAUUGCAGACCAAAUGAUCAUUAAGUGCACAGACACAGCCAGUGAUUUAAAAGCAUCUAUUUUCUCUGCGCACGACAUUACUGUCUAUCCACUGCUAAUGGCGGUGGGAAUCAACAAUAUGAAGUGGCCUAAGUUUGGUGCAAAUAUUGUCUUUGAACUUUUUAAAGAUGCAAACUCUCAAAAGAGAUAUGUGCAAAUGAGAUACAAUGGGCAGAAAAUAGAAAUGCCCAGAUGCCAUCCUAUAAAGAUUGAGAAGGGAAUAUACUGCCCACUUGAUGAUUUCGUUAGAAUGUGCAAUGAAACGUACACAGAGAACUUUUCGCAAGCAUGUAUGAAAGAGCAGUAAAGGCUUAGAAAUAAAC